Molecule: messenger RNA, 1587 nt
Organism: Verticillium dahliae VdLs.17
Lineage: Eukaryota; Fungi; Ascomycota; Sordariomycetes; Glomerellales; Plectosphaerellaceae
Exons: 2
Coding region: 1-1587 (528 amino acids)
Biological process (GO): regulation of DNA-templated transcription
Cellular component (GO): nucleus
Molecular function (GO): transcription cis-regulatory region binding; DNA-binding transcription factor activity, RNA polymerase II-specific; zinc ion binding
Source: RefSeq, a predicted model, not a curated record
AUGGAAGUUGAAGUCCCCAAGACGGUGUCAACUUUUGCUGAGAUUUACACCAUGAAGCAACGAUCUCGGGCCUGCGAGCUCUGCCAGAAACUCAAAGCCAAAUGCGAGGCUUCCUCCACGGGGAAAUGUGACCGCUGCAAGCGUGCAGGGGUCGAAUGCGUUCCUGCAGCGCCACGGUUCCAGCGCGACCGCAUUGCCGAACUAGAGGCACAGGUCGAGGAACUCACACGUCGACGGUUGAGGGACACCCCCACUAACGAGUCGCUCAUUCCGUUCAUUGACGCGAGAAUUCGUCCCGAUGAGCAGAGACGCGUUCUUACUGCGUAUACCGCCCACAAUGCCGUAGUGUGGCCCUUCCUCUCUGUUGCCGAUACGGACCUCGAGCACCUCAGGGAGACAUCACCGCUCCUGCUACUGGCCCUGCUCGCUUUCCCUGGCGACACACUGCUCCCGGCGCAUGUACAGGAAGAGCUAGUCCUCAAGGCCAUGUCCACAUUCGGGGAAGAGAUCAUCGCGAAAGGAAACCGUUCCCUGGAAAUGGUCAAGGCUCUCCUGACGGCAGCAUUCUGGUUUCGACAAGCCAGACAGGUGCCUCACGGGCAUUGCUACCAGCUGACGCAGUUGGCGGUCGACAUGGCCAUUGACAUUGGCAUCGCUGGGCCUCAGCUCGUCAGGACACCCCCGGCUUACUUUUCCGAGACUAAGAAUCCGACGUCUUUGGACGCCAGAAAGACGUGGAUCGCUUGCUUUCUCGCAGCAGCUUCAAAUUCGCUCUGCAUCAGGCGACCAACCAUCGUCACAUGGACGCCGUACCUUGAGGAGUGCAUCCAGUGCCUGGAUAAGACCGACGACUGUCUUGCUCACAUGGCACGAAUCAUGAAAAUCUGCAACCAAAUUGCGGGCAACCUAGGUCUAUGCGACCUCACAGUCUAUAAUAGUGUCGAAGACGCAAGGGACCAGAUGGCUACCCUCCGCGGUCUUGUCUUGGCUUGGCAUGCUCAACUGCCGGCAGCCCUCGCGAACCGGCCCGUCUUUAGCUUUUGGCGGGAGAUUGCGGGUCUACUUAUCCAUGAGGUUGUCUUGCACACACAGACGAACAAGGCACUGUUUGCUGGGCCGUAUGUACCAGGCAAGAUUGGGGUGAAGGACUUUGCAGCUCCGGCCAAACUAUCGACAGAAGUGGUCUUCACGUUGCAGAGUCUCCUCAAGGCGUGCCACGGUGCAAUACAAAUCUUCUCAGACAUGAGCCCCUCCAUGAUGCUUGGACUCCCGUCCUUGACAAUUGGUCCGGCUGUCCUGCAUGCCCAUUUUGUGCUGAUACAGGCUCACGUCGCCGUCACAGGACUUCAUAAUAGCCUCGGCCAGAUCUCGACUCCGGACCAAGUCGCGCUUUCGGCCAACAUGCAGAAACUGGAAGAUGUGGCGCAGGUCCUAGACACGAUCGACCCUUUCUUGGCCUCGUACACAACGACCGUCUUGCAAUCAUCGCGAUGGCUGCGAACUUGGCUCAACGACUACGAUGCCAUUACGCGCCGCUAUGAGGCGAGCCUGUCCAUUGAGUGCGAGUUGGAGCAGACGCGUCUCUGA